Pedinophyceae sp. YPF-701 is the source of this 660-nucleotide messenger RNA. Lineage: Eukaryota; Viridiplantae; Chlorophyta; Pedinophyceae. The record is from the annotation of a GenBank genome assembly.
AUGUCGUCGCACGUGAUCGCGCUGGCCAACCAGGUCAGGCGCGGCAUUCCGUCGCUGCUCCGGAAGGUGGAAGUCUCCAAGCAAAACGAGGUCACCCUCACCGCGAGCGGACCCUCCGCCGUGCUCAGCAUCCUCCGGUAUCUGCGGGAUGACGCGAACCUGCAGUUCAAGCAGCUGAUGGACGUCUGCGGGGUGGACUACCCGGAGCGCGAGAACCGGUUCGACGUCGUGUACCACCUCCUGAGCGUCCACAAUGCCCAGCGGAUACGGCUCAAGGUGGACGUGGACGAGCUCACGCCGGUCCCCUCUGCGGUGGAGCUCUUCCCUGCCGCGAACUGGUUCGAGCGCGAGGCCUGGGACAUGUACGGCGUCCGGUUUUCGAACCACCCCGAUCUGCGCCGCAUCCUCACCGACUACGGCUUCACGGGCCACCCCCUGCGCAAGGACUUCCCGCUCUCAGGGUACGAGGAGGUGCGGUUCGACGACACGGAGAAGCGCGUGGUGUACGAGCCGCUCGAGCUCGCGCAGCAGUACCGCGCGUUCAGCCUCACGUCGCCCUGGGACAGCCGGAUGGACCCCAAGGUGGAGACGGAGCAGAUCGGGCCCGACGGGAAGAAGAUCGGGGAGCCGGAGCCGGCGCCCGCGGAACCACCGAAGUGA